AUGGCCCUGUCAGAAAAUAUAAAUGAAUUCAAAGAAUCACACCUAUCGAAUUUGACUCAUUCGUCUAUCGAAGAACUAACGAAUUUUGAGAAUGACAUAUCUCAAGAAUUCAACUCGCUUUCAAAGGAAUACCUAAAUUCUAGAGUUAUCAGAAUUAAUCACUUGAUUAAUUCUCUAAGCUACUUUAUCUCGAAAGUUUCCGAGGACGAAACCGAAUGGCUGGAGGUUUUUAAUACUCAAACUGAAACUAUAAACAAUAUCAAAACCAACACCGAAGAUUUAAUUUUAUCAAGCAAGACUGGAUCUGUUAAAAAUAUCUGCGAUACUCUUGAUGAAUAUGAAGAUACGUUAAAAUACUUGUUUCAGAAUAUCCAGUCACCAUUAAGCUUACUUGGAAACUACAAAGUUAACUUUCUGGCAAAAGGUGAUGUCGCAAACAAGGGCCGCCAAUUACCAUUCGAAGGUCAAUUUGACAAUGUCAUAAGGCCUUAUGGAAAUGAUUUAAAAAGUAUUUUGGGUGAAAGCCAUUAUAAUCAUUUGUUAUUGGAGUCUACUACAAGAGCAAAUUCGACGGUGAUUUGGAAGCAAUAUAAGAGUGAUUUGGUUGCAUACAAAAAUAAAUUAAUAAAUGAAACGUACGAGCAACUUAAUGACUUAUAUAAAGAAUAUCACAACGUCAAUGAGGGCGAACAAAAAAAUAAGAAUAAAGAACAAUACUAUAGGUCGGUGAUUUCUCAAGCUGAUUUAAAAAGAAGCUAUGAUGCUGCGAAUAGUGAUACUGCCGUUUCGAAUAAUCAUGACAAUUAUUACGACUCUAAUAAUUCAUACUUCAAGAAAAAUAAAAUAGAAUUAACAAAUGAGAAAUAUCGUAUUUUAUCAAAGCUAGAAAGAUUCGAAAAAAGUCAAGCAGCCCAUUCAAACACUUCUAAUAUAAGCUAUAAACUAAAUUCUUGUUCUGGUUUGAGCAGCAAUGAAAUUGCCAAUGAUAUAAAUUUGCUAAGGAAUAGUAUAGCGAAUAAGUCGAUUAUUAAUGAUGAGGAGGAGGUGGAUUUUAUCGAACCACAGACAGAUACCAACGAAGAAGAUCAAGAAAUAACUGAAGAAUCAUUGAAACAGAAAUAUAAGCAGUUGCUCAGCAUGUCAUCAGAUACAGUAUCACAGCCGAAGCCUAAAUCUCUUAGGUCAAUUUUGGCAGAUUCUAGCCCGCCAAUUACAGCUACGACGCUACCUAAAUUACAGAUUCCUGACUUACCACCCCUAGAAGCUUUCUCCAAACUACAAAAUAAAAGCGAAGAAGUUUGA
Debaryomyces fabryi is the source of this 1302-nucleotide messenger RNA. RefSeq lists its product as uncharacterized. The transcript has a single exon. The record is from RefSeq and is a predicted model, not a curated record. NCBI's taxonomy places the organism in Eukaryota, Fungi, Ascomycota, Pichiomycetes, Serinales, Debaryomycetaceae. The coding region runs from base 1 to 1302 and encodes 433 amino acids.